CGAGUUCAUUAGAGUUUUAUGCAUCAUUUAUUUAUUUAGGGGGAGCCAAAACAUUUCAGGAAGACAUAUACAGGAGUAUAUAUUUGUACAAAAUGGUGUUCCUGAUUUAUUUAGCUCCAAUUAUUUGCCUAUUCGUGGGAACCGAGGGCACAGGUUCUUUCCUCAGAAAUCCUUCGACCUCCGAUCUGCUCCCGUUCCUUAAGGCCGCCCCGAUCUUCCCCACCGUCGCUCGACCCAUCUUUCCACCCCUCAUCUCAAACGCCCGAGUUGACUACGGAGUUGGAUUGCCAGGGGGCCGAGGCAGUGCGACGGAUAGCUGCUCAGAAAACAGGACCUUGGCCUUGUGGGAUUAUGGCGUCAUCACUUCGCCCAAAUAUCCAGAAGACUAUCCUCCUUCCACCCAGUGCGAAUGGUUACUGUCGGCCCCAGAAGGAACAACAAUCCACGCCACCAUUUUCGAUAUUGACAUGCAGCCUUGGUUUUUGAACUAUUUCGACUCACUCUCAAUCUCAAGGGACGGGGCCUUCUAUGCCGUCGACAAUUAUGCUGGUGAUCAGAAUGAAAAGACUCCUUUCACCGUGCUCUCAAAUGGGACCAAGUUGGGGAUUAGAUUUAAGUCUAACAGCAUUUUAAAUUACAGAGGAUUUAAACUUGCCUACGUCGUUAAACCUGUCGACGCUUCACAAGGAGACUUUGAGUCUAACGAUGACGGAGUUUGUGGUCGCUCAACUUAUGUCCCCACUGAAUCAACGACUACUACGGUUGCUCCAAGUGAGUCGACGACCACUUCAGCUCCCUUAGACAACAGUACUCGAAUUAUUGGAAAUAGCUCUGCAGACCCGCAUUCAUUUCCUUGGAUGGUCGCCAUGCUCAUUGACCACAAAUCAUUUUGCGGUGGAAGUGUCAUUGACGAGACCCAUAUUUUAACGGCUGCCCAUUGUACCAGCGGUGCUGAACACAUCACGCUGUUGAUCGGAGCCCACAACAUUAAGGCAUCCAAGGAAGAGGAACCCAAUCGUAUUGUCGUAAACGUGACCAAGGAGAAUAUCUUUACUCAUCCAAAGUACAAUAUGGACAGCAUCACUUACGACAUUUCAAUCAUUCGUCUCCCCGAGAAACUCACAUAUGCACCCAACAUCGGUCCAGUUUGCCUUCCAAACAGGAAACAUGUGGCCGAGACAUUUGACAAAGAGGCUGUUACGGUGGCUGGGUGGGGCAUCACAGCUGACCGUGGAAAGGUGAGCCCUGUGCUCCAAAAGACAAACGUGACCAUACUUGGAAACGCUGCUUGUCGUCACACUUUCCGCGACAUCCUCACCGGAAAUAAUAUAUGCGUUAAGACAACACCGACUCACUCGCCAUGUCGUGGGGAUUCAGGAGGUCCUUUGAUGAUACGAGAGGGUGAAGGGGUGGACCCACAUUACACCGUUUUGGGGGUGGUGUCUUUUGGAACUUUCACUUGCGAACGUGGUUUCCCAGUGGCCUUCACACGCAUCACAGCUUUCUUGGAUUACAUUACUGAAAUUACUGGAAGAAGGCUUUAACAAAUAAUUCCGAAGUGUUUCAUGUCACAUUAUUUAUAUUUACAAAGCAUAAUAAAACUACACAAGUUCACAAUCCGUGUUUGUUUUCCAGAAUAAA
Messenger RNA from Folsomia candida, 1641 nucleotides. RefSeq names its product proclotting enzyme. The coding region runs from base 93 to 1544 and encodes 483 amino acids. NCBI's taxonomy places the organism in Eukaryota, Metazoa, Arthropoda, Collembola, Entomobryomorpha, Isotomidae. Gene Ontology annotation, biological process: proteolysis. The transcript has 7 exons. Gene Ontology annotation, molecular function: serine-type endopeptidase activity. The record is from RefSeq and is a predicted model, not a curated record.